AUGUCACCCAAUCUGCAGAGAAAGAACGAGAUGGAGAACGGCUUGAAGAGGAGCCACGAUGAGUACUCGGGCGACGAGGUCGCCAUCGACGACCGCGGCCUUGACGCCGGCGUGAAGCAGCAGGCCACCGAGGGCGUCGUCCAGCCGAGCAAAGCCAUGUCCCCCUCCAUCGAAAUCACACGCGACACCCCUCCUCCCCAGAGCAGCCCGGACUCGCUGACCACCGCGGGCACGACCACGCCAGCACGCGACUCACCAUCGCCCAACCCCACACCGACCAAGGCCUCGCCUCUGAAGCAGACACAGACCGCCGGCGCCGCUCCCUCGUCACAACCGCCUGCCUCAACGGCGGCAUCGUCGACACCCCAGCCACCUGCUAAGCGCAAGCGCCGCACCGCCGCAGAGCUGGAGGCCGAGGCAAAAGAGAAGGCUCAGAAGAAGAAGGAGCGGGAAGAGGAGAAGGAGGCGAAGCAGGCCGAGAAGGCCAAGCUCGAUGCCGAGAAGCAAUUAAAGCGGGCCGAAAAGGCAAAGGAGGAAGCGGAGAAGCAGGCAAAGCGGGAUGAGAAGCGCCGCAAGAAGGAGGAAGAAGAUCGUAAGAUCAAGGAGGAGAAGGAGAAGAAGGAGCGUGCCCAGCCGAAGCUCAUGUCCUUCUUCACCCCCAAGAAGGCCCCCGUCACGCCAAAGAAGGAGUCGCCGGCUGCUGCCGUCAAGACGGAGAGCCCCGCAAAGGCUUCUGCCGCUGAGUCGACACCAGCGCCGGCGAAGGAGGAGAAGUCAGAGUACGAGAAGAGGUUCAAGCCCUUCUUCGUUCACGAGACGGUCCGCAUGGCCAAGAACCCCUUCGAGAUGGACGAGGAGGCACACGCGGCCAAGUCACAGAUUCUGGACGAGUACAUUGACGGCAAGAGGACAAUGGACGAGUCGAGCAAGUUCAACCCGGUCGAGAUCUUCCAACUACCCUGCCGCCCCGCACCACGAGGCCGAAUUUACCCGCCCGUCAGAUACACCAUGGAAAAGAUGCAGAAGCUCACCCAGAAGGCCGAGGGUGCCAGCGAGGAGGACAGGAAGGCAAUUACAAAGGAGACCGCAGACGCCCUUCGCAAGAUUCCCGUGAAGACACUGCGCUUCUGGCAGGAUGUGCGCCCGCCUUACAAGGGAACAGUAACCCUCAGACCGUACCAGGCAGGCAAAGACGGCAUGCGACGACUAGCACGAAACCCGACACUGCGCGGGCUUGUCCCCGUCAACUACGACCACGACUCAGAAGCCGAGUGGGAGAGCGAAGGCGAAGAUGUCGACAUUGACGACGAUGACGAAGAAGACCUCGACGGCGACGGCGAAGACAUGGACGAGUUCCUUGACGACUCGGAAGAUAGUGGACCUGCGAGAUUUGUUAGUGCCAAUGGACUCGAACCUGUGAGUACGGGAGUCUGUUGGGAGGACCGCAAACGCAUGGGCCCGAAUCGCACCAUGUACGAACACAGGAUGGAAUUCAUUCUCGAGACCCUCGAUUCCCGCCACAGCAUCGACCCCUUUUCGACAAAGUAUUGGGAGCCCGAGCCGAAGCAGAAAGCACCCAAGGCUGCGUCCAAGACGGCAGACACAUCAGCGCCGGCCAACGCCUUCCAAGCCAUUGGGGCCAAGAACACUCCGCAGACGCUUCCAAAGAAGAUCCUGGAGAAUAACGUCCUGCAGGAGCUCAAGAAGGUCAUCCAGGCGAACCCCAAGAUUGCCAAGGGCGGCUUGAUCGAUCUAUCGUACGUUGCGCUCGCCCACGCCAAGGUCUCGCGCAACGACAUCAAGGAGGCCAUCACGACCAUCGCAGAGCGUUCCGGCGGUCAAGGGCGUGCCGGCUCGUGGGUCGUGAAGCCCCUAUACCUUGAUUAA
Colletotrichum siamense is the source of this 1887-nucleotide messenger RNA. It is a transcript of the gene rlf2, whose product is annotated as Chromatin assembly factor 1 subunit rlf2. The transcript has 3 exons. NCBI's taxonomy places the organism in Eukaryota, Fungi, Ascomycota, Sordariomycetes, Glomerellales, Glomerellaceae. The record is from RefSeq and is a predicted model, not a curated record. Bases 1 to 1887 code for a protein of 628 amino acids. Gene Ontology annotation, cellular component: nucleus; CAF-1 complex. Gene Ontology annotation, biological process: nucleosome assembly.